This is a messenger RNA of Zasmidium cellare ATCC 36951, 849 nucleotides long. RefSeq lists its product as uncharacterized. The record is from RefSeq and is a predicted model, not a curated record. The transcript has 2 exons. Bases 1 to 849 code for a protein of 282 amino acids. Lineage: Eukaryota; Fungi; Ascomycota; Dothideomycetes; Mycosphaerellales; Mycosphaerellaceae.
AUGCCGUGCGACAGCAACGUUCAUUCGCAUACAUGGGCACCGCCGGGUAGUGUGAUGGUGGGAUUCUUCACCCCUGACGAGUGCGAGUCGAUCUGCGCAUAUUGCCCCCUUCCACCCGACGGAGGCGAACGAAUGAAGUUCGAGGGACUAAGGGACCACGUCCUUGCAGAGCACUUCCCAUCUGACGCAGACGCGAUGUCCGAGAUUGCCGAGCACAAAGCACUUAGGACCGCGCUGAGAAACUACAAAAAGCCCCAGCAAGCGGUCUCUCCUGUCGCAGACCAACGGCUGGCACGGAUCAGAUUGAAGGUCUAUCACGAAGCGCUCUUUGUUCGUGUGGAUCGACGCGUCGCCCUCCAAGCUCUUGCCACUAGGCAUCUCAGAGAAGCAAUCAAGAGUCAUAGCACUUCAUUCGCUCGCGGCAGCAGCACCCACAAUGCCUUCAUCGAUUCCAUCACUGCCAGUUUCACCACGACUCACGCCCCAGAGAUCUGGUCGAAUUCAAAACAUCACCGUGGGCACUUAGCAAAAGCCAUCCCUCUAUACGACGAUAAGUGGACUAUGUCGAGCAACAUGCGAUUAGAUAUACUCGGUCCCGUUUGCACCAUCGACAAUUCCAUGCCCGCUUCUCGCAAGCGCGAAUGGAACAAGCGCAAUUCUGGUACGACGCUCACGGACGAGGUGAAUUUCCAGAAUUCGUCGUUUGGGAUUGUGAUGAGGCAUUAUUUUGCCGCGCUGUACGAUCUUGUCGUUGGCGGUGGAGACGAAGAGGGCGAGGGCGAGGAGCAAGAGUUGGGAUCAGGAAAGAGCGAGGAAGAGCUGCGGUGGGAAGUGGUCAAGGGGGAUUGA